CUUGCACUAUCGGUGAUUGUAUUUUCGGAGGCUUCGAGCUCAAUUGACGAAUUUUCGUCUAAUUUCUACUCUACUAAUUCGCUGCAAGAAUGACUGGUCGCGGAAAGGGAGGAAAAGGAUUGGGAAAAGGAGGUGCUAAACGUCAUCGAAAGGUUCUUCGAGAUAACAUUCAAGGAAUCACCAAACCCGCUAUUCGUCGUUUGGCACGCCGUGGUGGAGUAAAGCGUAUCUCUGGAUUGAUCUAUGAAGAAACACGAGGAGUGUUGAAAGUAUUUCUGGAAAACGUUAUUCGUGAUGCUGUUACUUAUACUGAACACGCGAAAAGGAAGACGGUUACAGCAAUGGACGUUGUAUACGCUUUGAAACGACAAGGACGUACUUUGUACGGAUUUGGAGGUUAAGAGACAAUGUGAAUUCAUUCACUGCACAAACGGCCCUUUUCAG
Molecule: messenger RNA, 444 nt
Organism: Orussus abietinus
Lineage: Eukaryota; Metazoa; Arthropoda; Insecta; Hymenoptera; Orussidae
Product: histone H4
Exons: 1
Coding region: 90-401 (103 amino acids)
Biological process (GO): nucleosome assembly
Cellular component (GO): nucleosome
Molecular function (GO): DNA binding; structural constituent of chromatin; protein heterodimerization activity
Source: RefSeq, a predicted model, not a curated record